Molecule: messenger RNA, 1198 nt
Organism: Punctularia strigosozonata HHB-11173 SS5
Lineage: Eukaryota; Fungi; Basidiomycota; Agaricomycetes; Corticiales; Punctulariaceae
Product: Poly(A)+ RNA export protein
Exons: 8
Coding region: 45-1097 (350 amino acids)
Biological process (GO): transcription-dependent tethering of RNA polymerase II gene DNA at nuclear periphery; RNA export from nucleus
Cellular component (GO): nuclear pore
Molecular function (GO): ubiquitin binding; RNA binding
Source: RefSeq, a predicted model, not a curated record
AGCGUUCAUUGACAUCUACCGCACGCUCAACUCGUCCCUCUGUGAUGUCGUUCUUUGGGAACUCGAACACUACCGCCGCGGCAGUGGCGGACGUCGAGGUUGCAGAUCCUCCUACGGACUCCGUGUCCUCCAUGGCAUUCUCCCCUCAGGGUGACUACCUGGCCGUCGGAAGCUGGGAUAACAGCGUUCGAGUGUACGAAGUUUCCCCGGAAGGAAGGACGAGAGGGCUAGCAAUGACUAGCCAUCAAGGACCGGUCCUUAGCGUGUGUUGGAGCUCGGAUGGGACGAAGGUCUUCUCCGGUAGCGCAGACAACACGGCGCGCAUGCUCGACUUGCAAACAGGCGCAUCGCAGCAAGUUGCGCACCACGACGGAGCGAUCAAGGGGCUCAGGUUCUUUGAUUCGCCGCAAGGCGGUAUCCUCGUCACAGCGAGCUGGGACAAGACUGUCAAAUACUGGAACUUGCAACAGGCUCAGCCGAUAGCCAUCUUGAACCUUCCGGAGCGUUGCUACGCGCUCGACGUGGUGUACCCUUUGUUAGUAGUCGGAUGCGCGGAACGACAGAUUCACAUAGUGAAUCUCACAAACCCGACUACGAUACACAAGACCGUUCUAUCGCCGUUGAAGUGGCAAACGCGUACCGUUUGCUGCUUCAACUCUGCAAAUGGUUUCGCCGUUGGCAGUAUCGAAGGCCGAGUUGCGAUGCAAUGGAUCGAAGACAAAGAUGCAUCGAGCAACUAUUCGUUCAGAUGUCACCGUCAAGACGCAGUACCGAACAAGAAAGACCAGGUUCUGGUGUACGCAGUCAACGACGUUAAGUUCCAUCCCGUGCACAGCACCGUAUUCUCCACCAUCGGGUCGGACGGCACGGUGCAUUUCUGGGAUCGGGACGCGCGGACGCGGCUCAAAAGCUUCGAUCCCGCGCCGGGCCCCAUCUCUACCUCCUGUUUUAACCGCAGUGGGACGAUAUUUGCAUACGCAGUCUCAUACGACUGGCACAAAGGGUAUAUCGGUAUGAAGCCGGGCAUGCCGAACAAGGUGAUGUUGCACGUUGUCAAAGAUGACGAGGUCAAGAAGCGUACGAGUGUCAAGCGGUGAUGUUCUGGCUACCAUCUGUAUGUGACCUAGAGCCCCUGUAUGGUCUGCCUGGAGUGCGAUGCAACCUGGGUUGAAGCCGAGGCACGGCCGCAAAGAGUCAC